AUGAAAGUAUUACUACUGAACUUAAUUUUGUGGCUACCCGCCGCAUUGGUGCUUGGUGGUAUCACAUAUAAUGCGGAGAGAAAUAUUUCGGAUGUGGCUAUAGCACUCUCGGAAAUCAUCAACGCCUUGAAACCUCGCCAGCUAGCCAUACUCUCAGCACCACAAUUCCAUUUCAACACACGCCAUGCGCCACUCCCAGCAGCAGCUGAAAUUCCCAACGAUUCACAGUUGGAGAGCAUGCAAAUGGAUAUCGACGAUUUCAUCUAUAAAUUACAUAAACUCAAUUUCAAAUCAGUCAUUUAUAAUAAAGCCGAUCUAUUUUUCAAAUUUGUCGAAGACAGUCUACUUGGCUCGAUUGAGAGUGUCAAUUUGAUAUUUAGCGCACCGUAUGAGUUGUCGGCACGCAUACAGGAGCGUAAGUUGUCACAUCGAUUAAGUUUAUUCAUAUUCUAUUGGGGUGCCAAACAUCCCCCGAAGGCGAAUGAAGUACGUUUUGAGGAGCCAAUGCGUGCGGUUGUCAUUACGAGGCCGAGGAAGAAAGCAUUUCGUAUUUACUACAAUCAAGCCGUACCGGAUGGUGUCAGCAAUCUGCGCUUGGUCAACUGGUAUGAUGGUGAUAAUUUGGGUUUACAGAAAGUGCCGUUAUUACCCAAUGCAGCAAGUGUCUAUUCAAAUUUCAAUGGACGUGUAUUUCGGGUGCCGGUAUUUCAUUCCCCACCUUGGUUCUGGGUGAACUAUGAUAAUGAUUCCAUCAACUCUACCAUGUUGGAUGAUUAUAUCGAUUCGUCAAAUAGCUACAUGGAAUUGACAGAAGUAAAUGUGACUGGUGGACGUGAUCAUUGUCUACUAAAUCUCUUGGCUCAACAUAUGAAUUUCCAAUUCGUUUACAUUGAGGCACCGGGACGGACUCAAGGUUCCUUACGUAUUGAUGAUAUAGGCGGGGAAAAUGAGACCUUUACUGGUGGUAUUGGUCUGCUACAAAAUGGGUUAGCGGACUUUCUUCUCGGUGACGUCAGUCUUAGUUGGGAGCGACGCAAGGCCGUUGAGUUCUCCUUCUUCACGCUAGCCGACUCCGGUGCUUUCGCAACACAUGCGCCACGUCGACUCAACGAGGCAUUCGCCAUCAUAAGACCUUUCAAGCGUGACGUUUGGCCCUAUUUAAUAUUAACUGUUAUAUUUUCGGGUCCUAUAUUUUAUGCAAUUAUAGCCAUACCGUAUAAAUGGCAUUUACCAUGUCAAGGGCGCGCAGGAAAGCGCGCCAAUGAGCUGGUUUUCCAUGUGGCUUACAUAAGGGAAAUUACAGGCGAUAAUGAGAUGGCCAAGCGACUGCUGCGUCGUCAAAGACAACAACAGCAACUACUAGGGGAAACAAAUGCUCAGCAAGAGCGUCUUGGUGAUGGGGCUUUGGGUAUGGCGGAAAUGCCAUACAAUCUAUUCGAUAAAUGCAUUUGGUUUACAGUCCAACUAUUCCUCAAGCAAUCCUGCAAGGAGCUUUAUCAUGGCUAUCGCGCCAAGUUUCUCAUGAUCGUGUACUGGAUUGCGGCCACCUACGUGUUGGCUGAUGUCUACUCCGCCCAGUUAACGUCACAAUUCGCGCGUCCGCCACAUGAGGCACCAAUUAACACGUUGCAACGUCUACAGACAGCUAUGCUGCGCGAUGGUUAUCAGUUAUUUGUGGAGAAGGAAAGCUCAUCGUUGGAAAUGCUAGAGAAUGGCACCGAAAUAUUUCGUCAGUUAUAUGCGCUUAUGAAGCAGCAGAAUCCAGAUGUGGAAGGUUACCUUAUUGACUCUGUAGAGGCGGGUAUAUUGUUGAUUGCCGACGGACUGGAGAAUAAAGCGGUGUUGGGUGGACGAGAGACACUCUACUUUAAUAUACAGCAAUUCGGAUCUAAGACCUUUCAACUUAGUCAUAAACUCUACACACGCUAUUCGGCAGUUGCCGUGCAGAUCGGUUGCCCGUUUUUGGAUAGUCUUAACGAUGUCAUCAUUCAUCUGUUCGAAGGCGGAAUUUUGGACAAAAUGACCAAUGCCGAAUAUGCUACACAAUCGCGUAUGCUCGGGAAGGAAUACAAUAACCAACAUCCCACAAGUGCAGCUGAGACAAAUGGCAACAACGAACCACCACCGAGCGACGACAAUCGUAAUGGAAAUGGUGGCAGUACGGAUGUUGGCGGCAAGGCAGAUGAGAGUGCUGGGACUGCAACCAAGUCACAGGACACGCAAAUCAUACAGCCGUUAAAUCUGCGUAUGCUGCAGGGCGCUUUCAUUGUGCUGCUCUGUGGUUAUGCCGCGGCAACUGUUAUUCUCGUGUUGGAGCUAUGUUGUCAUCGUUUAAACUGGAACUUUAUGGAGCGCUUUCAAGUCCGCUUGCUGCGUCGUUAUCGCUGUGUUUGUCGGAAUUUCCGUCGAAUUGCGCAUUCAGUAUUUGUCAGAGUUUUUCGUUAAUGUUUUUUGUUUUUAAUUUAUUUAAAUAAUUUUAAUUUUUAUACUCGACUAACAACUCCUUAUCACUUUUUAAGUUUUGCAUGGAAUUUGUUGUUGGGAAAUUACGAAAUUUUGCUGUUGUUUCUGAAUAAUAUUGUAGUUCUAAAUGUAAAUUUACCCAUUUUUAUCGCGGCACCCGCAUUAGCUGGAGUAUAUAUUUGUAAAUUACCUACAUAAUAGUUGUUCUUGCGCUUAUAGAAUUUAUAUACGUACAUAUGCAGGAGCUUAUCUAGUAUUUUGAAGUUUCUGAAGCGUGAAAAGCACUAACCUAAAGUACAAUUUAGGAAUAAACUAAUUUAUUUAAUGUGAAAAUAUUACAAAAUGACUAAAAUCACACAUG
Messenger RNA from Ceratitis capitata (Mediterranean fruit fly), 2824 nucleotides. It is a transcript of the gene Ir40a, whose product is annotated as ionotropic receptor 40a. The transcript is spliced from 11 exons. NCBI's taxonomy places the organism in Eukaryota, Metazoa, Arthropoda, Insecta, Diptera, Tephritidae. The coding region runs from base 1 to 2445 and encodes 814 amino acids. The record is from RefSeq and is a predicted model, not a curated record. Gene Ontology annotation, molecular function: ligand-gated monoatomic ion channel activity. Gene Ontology annotation, cellular component: membrane.